CCAAUUUAAAUCAGUCGGAUACGCGCUUUCGUUGACGUGCAACUUCAGUUGACUGCGAUGGACCCCUCAUUGAAUCACAGCUCCAACUCCUCCCACAAGGAUCCCGAAAAGCAUCCCCGGAGGCACCGGAGAGGACACACCAAGUCUCGGGCAGGCUGUCAAAAUUGUAAGAGACGCAAAGUCAAGUGCGACGAAGUAAAGCCAGUAUGUGGGAAUUGCAUCCGCUUCAGCAUGGUCUGCGACUUCUCGCCCAGCUCGGAGCAGCAUAUACCAGCCAAGAGUCCCCCUCCGGAAGCACCGGCUACCAAACGAAAGCCUGGUAGACCGAGGAAGAAUUGGACUGAGGCUGCCCUUGAACCUCCCGAGAACAGUCCCUUCGACUCUAGUGUCGGUUCUAGCUCGGAAUCCUUCUCGACGCCAAGUCCUUUGGUGACUUCUGGUCCAGUGACGUCUCUACCUCCUCCAAUCACAUCGAUUAUGGACGAUCUUGAUUUGAUGCAUUGCUGGACCAUCCGCACGGCUGCGACCCUCGGAAGAGGGGAAGUUUGGCGAACUCAUAUCCCCCCCUUGAGUUUCCAUCAUCCAUAUCUUUGCCACACCAUGUUGGCAAUGGCUGCCCGGCACUCGUCUCUAUUAAAACCUUUAGAGUCUGAGCGGUACAUUGCCCUCGCCGAACACCACUACGAGCUCGCAGUAAGGGAAGCGACUGCACAGCUGGCACAUCUUACCUGGGAAAAUGCACAGCCCAUGUACAGCACCAUGGUUUUGGUCUCGUUAUAUUACUUUGCUCGGAAACCAAGUCCUGGAGAUCUUCUCGUAUUUUCGGAAAAUCGGGUCGUAUCUUGGAUGCCCUUGCUUCAAGGUGUACGGUUUAUCGUCCAGACGCUCGGCCACGCUGCCAUUUUCCGCGGGGUAUUCGCCAUAGAACCCGAAGACCCCAGUGAAGGUACCGGCAAUGAGUCAGUAUUGCCUGCUUCAGCCUACCAGACGUGGCAGCAGCCAUUAAUGGAAUUGAUUCAGAUGAUGGCGCAGUCUACUGAGUCAUAUUCUGCCUGCUGUGUUCGUGCAACUUCAGAUUUGAUUGAUUGCUACAAAGCAACAUACGGGUCCCUCCAUGACCCGAUCAGCUACAGUGAUGGCAGGUUCGAACAUAUCAUGGGCUGGCUUUAUCGAUUGGAGGAGGAAUUCAUCACACAACUAGAAGCAAAAGAACCACUCCCACUGAUUUUACUUGCCUACUUUGCUGUCUUGUUGAAAUCAUUGGCAUCGUUCUGGUUCAUGGAAGGCUGGGCUCAACAUUUGCUUGGCGAGGUCAAUGGUAUUCUGGAUUCUCAAUACAGCAGGUGGCUGGUCUGGCCUGCAUCCCGAAUUCUAGAUCUUAAUGUAGAUCCCGGAAUGUCUAUGGACCCAUCAUAACUAGGCGACUCUCGAGGAAAAUCACGUUGGAGGGCUGAGAGAGUGGAGUCAACAACGAGGCAGGUCCCCUGAUGGGAGUUCAAACACUGAUAUUUUCUGUACAUAGCUGUUGUAAUCAUACUCAUUGACUGUUGC
Molecule: messenger RNA, 1551 nt
Organism: Ilyonectria robusta
Lineage: Eukaryota; Fungi; Ascomycota; Sordariomycetes; Hypocreales; Nectriaceae
Exons: 2
Coding region: 58-1416 (452 amino acids)
Biological process (GO): regulation of transcription by RNA polymerase II
Molecular function (GO): DNA-binding transcription factor activity, RNA polymerase II-specific; zinc ion binding
Source: RefSeq, a predicted model, not a curated record